Molecule: messenger RNA, 1623 nt
Organism: Trichoderma virens Gv29-8
Lineage: Eukaryota; Fungi; Ascomycota; Sordariomycetes; Hypocreales; Hypocreaceae
Exons: 2
Coding region: 1-1623 (540 amino acids)
Biological process (GO): regulation of DNA-templated transcription
Molecular function (GO): zinc ion binding; DNA-binding transcription factor activity, RNA polymerase II-specific
Source: RefSeq, a predicted model, not a curated record
AUGACUGCGGCAUCUCAACCGCAAGGAAGAAAACGACCGGCUCCCCGAGGAACGGCGGCUUACGCACGCAAACGAGCUGUCACCGCAUGCCAAGUCUGCCGUGCCAGACGGACCAAGUGCGACAAUAAGAAACCAGCCUGUUCUUUCUGCGAGAAGACAGGAGCAAAAUGUGUGACUGAGCCCUCAGACUACUCGGCCUUUGACCCGGCAAGCCUAAAGAUUCUGGAGAGGCUGGAUCGGAUUGAGAGUUUAUUGGAAUCACAAUCACGAGACAAACCGGUCCUUGGCUGGCCGGUUUUCGGCAACCAAUUUGGCCUGCAAGCCAAUGCCAUUGCAGUUCUUCGGCGAAAGCCUCCGAAGCCAAUACAACCGUCUUCCUCUGCGCUCGAGUCCUUUCUGGGCAAUACCGGCGCCAGCAACAGGCUGAUUACAAACUUCAUUCAACACGUCCAUAUCAAGAAUCCUAUCCUAGAGCUAGCCAGUCUCAGGCGCAUGGUUCAACAUGCCUGCCUCGAGGGCGUUGGAUGGGAUGCUGAAUCUUGCUUGGUGCUCCUUGUCUGGGCCUUGGGUGCUAUUUCAAUGCCUUUUCAGCAGCCUGAACAGCCUUGCGACCAGGAAAGCCUCGAGCUGGGUGCAGCACUCUUUGGUGCCGCUACCAAGAGGCUUGGAAUAGUCUUCGCAGAGAGCGGCAUAAUAUCUGCGCAAUGUUUCUUUUACGCUGGCGUUUAUCUCAUGUCAAUGUUUCAACCAGUUUCAGCAUGGAGACAUUUCCUACAGGCCUUGGCAUACUGUCAAGAAUUCGACUUCGCCAUAGAAGCAUCACAAAAUCCGCAAACGUUGACAAGCCCUCCUGAAACAUCUCCAACGGAGCAGCGCCUGUACUGGUCUUGCUGGAAAUCUGAGGUAGAACUACGCAUGUGUCUCGGGCUUUUUGACUUCCAGACGCAGGAUCGCGUAUAUCCUGGCCAUUUCCCCAAUCCGCCAGCAAAUCCCGAGAAAGACGACAGAGCAUGGUUUUUCUACCUUGCCGAAAUAUCUCUCCGACGACUGAAUACUCGCGCGCGUAACGAUAUUGGGCGGAUUUUAUCAUCGUUAGAGGUUGACGGCAAUACCGAGGCGCGUUUAAUUGAAGUAGUCGACUCGUAUGAUCAACAGGCUGAAGCAUGGCUUACCUCAUUACCAGAGACCAUCAGCAUCGAUUCAGAUCCCCAUGAGGAUGAUAUACUCAAGUUCAUUCUUCGCUGCCAUCUUGUAGAUUUUAAUGAGCUCAUUUUCUGGACAUUCGUCGACAGUGCAGUUAACAGUAAGGAAAGUCUAACAGAAGACAUGAGUCGUUAUGCUCGUCGAGGUUUGGCAACCUGCGCAAAGCGUAUGAGAACUGCAGGACUAGGUUGUUCGUAUCGGCAUCACGGAACUUGGCUGCUAUUGCAAUCUUGUGCUCGAAGUGCAAUGGUCUUGCUAUCUGCUGCCUUUUCAGAACACGCACAGAGCCUCUUACCAGAGAAUUGGGUUCAUUCAGUUGAAGCUUGUAUAAGUAUGCUGAAGCAAUGGAAAGAUGAAGAUGCUGGAAUUUCAGACCAUGUCGUGGUUUUGAGACAGCUUCUGGACAAGUUUAAUAGCUAA